Solanum verrucosum is the source of this 1908-nucleotide messenger RNA. RefSeq lists its product as uncharacterized. Bases 1 to 1908 code for a protein of 635 amino acids. The transcript has 2 exons. Lineage: Eukaryota; Viridiplantae; Streptophyta; Magnoliopsida; Solanales; Solanaceae. The record is from RefSeq and is a predicted model, not a curated record.
AUGGAUAAGUUUCUCAUCAAGUUACCAAAGCCAAAAGAUGGCCAACCAAGUUCUAGCUCUAAUCAACCAUUUGUGAGUUCACAAGUUGCUCCGGAAGUUCAAAGACAUACAAAUUCUUUUCCACUUUCAAAUAUGGAUAAUAUGCUUGAUUUUAAAUCUCUUGAAGCAGAUCCCAAAGAUCGAAUGCCUAUUUCAUCUUAUGAUCCUAAUAUUCGAGAUGCGGUAAGGAGGAUGCAAGAUUUGAAAAGCCAACGACAAUCGAUCCAAUCUUCUUUUGACAAGCAAAGUGAAAAGGCAAGAAGUGAUUAUCGGAUGCGUUUAAAUGCCUCAAUUGAUGUAGCAAGAUUUCUCUUGACAUCGGGAUUUCCAUUUCGUGGGCAUGAUGAAAGUGAAGGUUCCGAAUAUAAGGGUGCUUUUCUUGAACUUUUGAAAUGGUAUGGGGAUAGAAGUUUUGAUGUGGGAAGAGUAAUAUUAGGUAAUGCUCCACAAAAUGAUAUGAUGAUUUGUCCGACAAUUCAAAAAGAUAUUGUGGAGGCUUGUGAUAAAGAAACAACUAAGGCUAUCAUUGAAGACUUGGACGGUGAUUAUUUUGGAAUAUUAGUUGAUGAAUCAAAGGAUGUUUCUCAUAAGGAGCAAAUGGCUCUAAUUUUGAGAUAUGUCAACAAAAGUGGAAUGGUAAUAGAGCGAUUCUUGGGUAUUGUCCACGUAAAUGAUACAUCUUCUCAAUCAUUAAAAAAGACAAUUUAUUCUUUACUUUUGGAUCACUCAUUAUGUACAUCUAAAAUACGUGGUCAAGGUUAUGAUGGGGCUAGUAAUAUGCAAGGGAAAAUAAAUGGUCUCAAGUCUUUGAUUUUACAAGAUACGUCAUCUACAUAUUCUAUUCACUGUUUUGCUCACCAAUUGCAAUUGGCACUUGUAGGUCUUUCCAAAAAGAAUUCGGAUGUGGAUAAAUUUUUUUAUGUUCUCACUAAUAUUUUGAAUACUAUUGGAGCUUCAUUUAAACGCAGAGAUUCACUUCGACAACAUCAAGAAGAUAAGUUGGAAGAGUUGCUUAAAUUUGGAGAAGUUCAUACAGGGCAAGGUUUGAAUCAAGAACGUGGCCUCCAACGACCGGGUGAUACUCGUUGGGGGUCUCAUUUUAAAACCUUGGACAAUUUCCUGAUUGUUUUUUCUUCAAUUGUUAAUGUGCUUAAGGAUAUGAAACGUGAUUGUCCAUAUCAUCUUGAUAGAUUUGCAGCGGAAAAUCUUUUGAGCAAGAUUCAUGAAUUUGAAUUUGUCUUUAUGUUGCAAUUGAUGUUUAAGGUGUUGCUAUUGACGAAAGAGUUGAAUAAAGUUUUACAAAAGAAAGAUCAAGAUAUCGUUAAUGCUAUGGGAUUGCUUGACCUUUCAAAGAAACGAUUGCAAAUAAUGAGAAAGGAUGAAUGGGACUCUAUGAUGGAUGAGGUUAGCUUAUUUUGUGGUAAACAUGGAAUUUCAAUUCCCAAAAUGAAUGAAGACUACUCUAAUGGGAAGUCGAAGCGUAAGAGGUCCAAUACUUCAUAUUUGCAUCACUUUCGUGUGGAAGUAUUUUAUGCCGUCAUUGAUUUGGCACUUCAAGAACUCAAUAAUCGUUUUGAUGUGGUGACUAGUGACUUGCUCCUCGGUAUGGCUAGUUUGAGUCCCGUUGAUUCAUUUGCUAAUUUUCACAAGGAUAGGAUAAUGAAACUAGCCGAGUACUACCCAAGUGAGUUUGGUGAUAAAGAGCUUCGGGAACUCAAUUUUCAACUUGAUGAUUUUAUUGUCUAUGCUCAAAAGUGUGAUAGCAAGUUUCUCAACUUGAAGGGAAUCAAGGAUCUUGCAAAAGUGAUGAUAGAGACAAAACUAGAUCAAACUUGGUCACUUGUGUAUCUACUUGUGAAGUUAACUUGA